AUGGCCCUUUUUGAUCACGUGCAGAAGAACUUAGAUACAGCAACAGUGGUUGUCCUUGGAGUCACCUUGUGGCUUACAUAUGCUUUAGGUCUGGGAAUUUAUCGAGUCUUCUUCCAUCCUCUUUCCAAGGUACCCGGGCCCUGGCUGGCCGCCGCUACGCAAUGGUACGAGACAUACUACGAGCUAGUGCCCAAUGGUGGAGGAGCCUUCACCAAGAGGAUCAAGCAGAUGCACGAGCAGUAUGGAACAAUUGUUCGCAUCAAUCCAAACGAGGUGCAUAUCGAUGACCCUGAAUAUUAUGAGACUAUCUACUCCAAUAAACCCUACGACAAACUUCUCUCCUUCGAGAACCGCUUCAAUAUGCCCCACGCAACCUUUAUGACUGCACACGCCGAUGUUCACAAACGUCGUCGUAAUGCUGUAGCUCCUUUUUUCGCGACGAAUAAAGUUCGAGGGCAUGGUCCAUUCAUUCAGAGUCUUGUUGACAAGAUUUCGCAACGUAUGACGGAUGAGUAUUCGGGUCAAAAGAAGCCGCUGGUGCUUAAUGAUGUUUUUGGAUGCCUGUCGGGAGAUGUCAUCACUAACCUUGCCUUUGCCCGCUCAUACCAUCUUAUCGAAAGUCAGAAAUGGGAGUCCCCCUUCACGACUGCAGUGAGCAACUUAGUGCAUACCUCGCACUGGACUACUCAAUUUGUUUGGAUUAUACCCCUGAUGAACUGUAUCCCAGACAAAGUUGUCAUGGCCUUGUCCCCCAUUUUCAAGCCGAUUGUGGAAUUUCGACUUGCGAUGGAAGCCCAAGUCAGAGAUCUCCUCAGCGGAGAAAGCAAAGAGAUUAAAGAAGCGUCGCAUAAAACACUUUUCACGGAGAUUCUUGCCUCAGGGUUGCCGCCUGAAGAACUAACAAUGCUUCGGCUGCAGAACGAGGCCGUCAGCGUCAUCGGUGCCGGGUUUGAGACGACGAGGUGGUCUCUGACAGUUGCCUCCUAUUACAUACUGGCCAAUCCUUCCGUGUAUCAAACCCUUCGCGAGGAACUGAUUGCUGCGAUGCCUGACCCGAGCAAGAUUCUUACCUGGGGCGAGCUCCAAAAACUACCAUAUCUUUCUGCUUGCAUUGAAGAAGCUCUGCGUCUCGGAUACGGCGUCGUGCAACGUUCUCCACGCAUCUCCCGAGACUCCUUCUUCCACUACAAGAACUACCUAAUACCACCUGGAACCGGUGUUUCGUCAGACGCCUACCACAUGCACCACCAUGAAGAAAUCUUCCCAGACAGCUACACCUACAGGCCUGAACGCUGGCUCGGCAACCCCAAGGGCCCCGAUGGAGUAAAAUACCUAUCGCGGUACAAUGUCGCGUUUAGCCGGGGCUCUAGGACCUGUUUGGGAAUGCCGAUGGCCUAUUGCGAGAUGUUCAUCGCGCUGGCGACGGUGUUCCGCAGGCAUGAGCUUCAGCUGUUUGAGACGACGAAAGAGGAGGUUAGUUUCCAUCAUGAUAUGGUUACGCCUCAGCCUCCAUAUGGUUCGAAAGGCGUUAGGGUUUUGGUAAAAUAG
Messenger RNA from Amorphotheca resinae ATCC 22711, 1548 nucleotides. RefSeq lists its product as hypothetical. Bases 1 to 1548 code for a protein of 515 amino acids. The transcript is spliced from 4 exons. The record is from RefSeq and is a predicted model, not a curated record. NCBI's taxonomy places the organism in Eukaryota, Fungi, Ascomycota, Leotiomycetes, Helotiales, Amorphothecaceae. Gene Ontology annotation, molecular function: monooxygenase activity; iron ion binding; heme binding.